This is a messenger RNA of Acromyrmex echinatior (Panamanian leafcutter ant), 3259 nucleotides long. It is a transcript of the gene amon, whose product is annotated as prohormone processing protease amontillado. Lineage: Eukaryota; Metazoa; Arthropoda; Insecta; Hymenoptera; Formicidae. Gene Ontology annotation, biological process: peptide hormone processing. Gene Ontology annotation, cellular component: neuron projection; membrane. The record is from RefSeq and is a predicted model, not a curated record. Gene Ontology annotation, molecular function: serine-type endopeptidase activity.
ACUGACUGCCACCGCCAUCACCGCCUCCUCUACCGCCUCCGACAUCGUCACACCACCGCCGCCACCACCGCCACCACCGCCGCCUCCGCCGCCACGAAGAUUGUAGUACCGUUGCGUACCUCGAGUAGCCGAGUACCUCGAGCGUCCAGUAUCCCCGAACCCGCGAAUGCGGAGUACGAAUACCUGGACGUUAUACCUCGCCGGCCGCCUCUCGUCACGAUGCUACUACUUGCGGUGAUCGGGCUCUUCGUCCUCGCCGGCACGACCACCGCCGAGGUCUUUACCAACACGUUCCUGGUGAGGAUGCGGCAGCCAGCGGAGCGGCACGUAGCCGAUCGCGUGGCGCUAAGGAAUGGAUUCAUCAAUCUGGGACCGGUAUUGGACAGUCAGACGGAGUAUCACUUCGUACAUAGAGCUUUGCCGCAUGUACGAAGCAAACGAUCGGUACCGCACACGCGAAAAUUAAAGGUCGACCCUCUGGUGGCCACGGCGAUACAGCAACCGGGUUUCAAGCGAGUGAAAAGAGGCUACAAACUUCUAAGCGUGGAUAAUCUCGUGCCGUUAUACGAAAUUAAGAAUCCAGCAAAUCCGGCGAGUAAGGAUCCGACGGAUCCUUUUUUCAAGUACCAGUGGUAUCUGAAGAAUGUCGGCCAGAACGGCGGCAAACCGAAACUGGAUUUGAACGUCGAGGCUGCCUGGGCUCAGGGCGUCACGGGGAAGAACGUGACGACGGCUAUAAUGGACGAUGGUGUCGAUUACAUGCAUCCGGAUCUCAAAUAUAAUUACAACGCGAAAGCUUCUUACGACUUUAGCAGUAACGAUCCGUAUCCGUACCCGAGGUACACCGACGACUGGUUUAAUAGCCACGGCACGAGAUGCGCCGGGGAGGUUGCGGCCGCGCGCGACAAUGGGGUGUGCGGCGUCGGGGUGGCAUACGACUCGAAGAUCGCGGGGAUCCGAAUGCUGGACCAGCCGUACAUGACCGAUCUGAUCGAGGCGAACAGUAUGGGCCACGAACCCGAUCUCAUAGACAUUUACAGCGCCUCCUGGGGACCCACGGACGACGGGAAGACGGUGGAUGGACCUCGCAACGCGACCAUGAGGGCCAUCGUACGCGGCGUUAAUGAGGGGAGAAACGGAUUAGGUAAUAUCUACGUCUGGGCAUCCGGAGAUGGCGGAGAGGAGGAUGACUGUAACUGUGACGGAUACGCCGCGAGUAUGUGGACCAUCAGUAUCAACAGUGCCAUCAACGACGGUCAGAACGCGCAUUAUGAUGAGAGCUGCUCCAGCACCCUGGCUUCCACCUUCAGCAACGGUGCCAAGGACCCUAACACGGGAGUGGCCACCACGGAUUUAUAUGGAAAAUGCACGACGACACAUAGCGGGACUUCCGCCGCAGCACCGGAAGCCGCGGGAGUGUUUGCGCUAGCUCUUGAAGCCAAUCCGCAACUGACCUGGAGAGAUAUUCAGCAUUUGACCGUCCUAACUUCGAAAAGAAAUUCUCUGUUCGACGCGAAAGAUAGAUUUCAUUGGACCAUGAAUGGCGUUGGGCUCGAGUUUAAUCAUCUUUUUGGAUACGGCGUCUUGGACGCGGGCGCUAUGGUAGCUCUAGCUAAAAAAUGGAAGACGGUACCACCGAGAUAUCACUGCGAGGCUGGUUCUACGUUCGAAACGCAGAAAGUAACGAGCGAUCGAUCCAUUCUUGUGAAAAUUAAAACCGACGCGUGCGCCGGCACGGAGUACGCUGUCAAUUAUUUAGAGCACGUGCAAGCCGUCAUUUCCGUAAAUGCAACUCGGCGCGGUGAUCUCGAGCUGUUCCUCACGUCCCCAAUGGGUACCAGGUCUAUGAUUUUGAGCCGCAGAGUGAAUGAUGACGAUCACAGGGAUGGGUUCACGAAGUGGCCAUUCAUGACGACGCAUACAUGGGGAGAGUACCCUCAGGGGACUUGGUUGUUGGAGGUGAGCUUCAACACUCAAACGCCUCAACAUGGAUGGCUGAAAGAAUGGACGCUGAUGCUCCACGGUACCAGAGAACCACCAUACACGGGACUAUCGACCGCGGACCCACACUCCAAACUAGCGAUUGUUAAGAAGGCCCACGAGGAGCGAUUCAGCGCGAUCUAACGAUAUCGAUGACCACGGUUCACGCGAUUAUCGUCGAUUUCAGCGAAGAAAAUAGGAAUAUUCCGAUCAGAAGAUGUUUACGCGAGCGCUCCUUUUCUGCUUUUCUGAUUUCGCGCCGCGCAGCUGAGAAAUGUACCUCGAUUUUUUUCAGAUUCAUUUGUGCGCUGAUCGCAUCGUCACGUGCCAAUGUAUCGUCAUUCGUUAUUCCAGCGUGUUGACUCAUAUUCGAAUCAUCAGAAAAUCCCGAUACUUUUUAUUAUAAUCUUUGUAAUUAUGAUAUCAAUCAUAAUUACACAUCAUGCCAUUUAUAACAAAGCUUCUAUCGCGCGUUAAGAAUCUGUAUCCUUUGUACUCUUUUCAGCACACACAAUUUUUUUCUAAAUCCUGUUACCGAAGAAAAGUCAAAUCAUUAGCGCCCAACCUAAUUAAAGAAUAGUUUCCCAAGGAACACACAAAAGUAAACAAAGAGUCAAAAUGACUUUAUUUUAAUCCUUAACAUCAAUAAACAGUCAAACUUUGUAACCAGAAAUCAUCAUUUUGACUUUUAUGACAUCAAAAUAAAGUCAUUUUGACUUUCUCUCAACUUGGUGUGUUCCUUGGGUUAUCAAUUACCUUUCUGAGAAAUUCUGGUAAAAAAUAUGAAAUAAAUUUCUUAUAAAAUUAAAUGCCUUUUGUGAUCUUCGAAGUUCUUCGUUUUAAUGUAAGUGCCGAGAAUCGAGCGAAAAGAAUUGAAAAUUCAUUUAUUUAUCCAGGCAAUGAUAGAUUAAAAGAUAUGAUGUAGAAUGUUGUAAUUUUCGUUAUGAUGUAUUUGAUUUUUACAAUCUGUCAUUUUUAAUUAAUGUAUUAUUGUUAUUGGUUGUUACUAUAAGCUUCCGAGCGACACGCGACGCAAUUACCGAAAGGAAGGUAUUAUUUUGUUAAAAUUGUGUCCGCGUUGACAGCUUUCCGAAGAGUUCUCAAAUUGACGAACGAAACUUGAUAAUUAGGGGAACAAGGUGACGAGAAAGAAAAUUUACUAUGUAUUAUUCAAAUAGCGGUAUUAAAAAUUACUCUUCUGACAGAGCGGUAAACUCGAAGCAUUUAGCAUUUAACAGACGUUAUCGAAUCGAUAGCGUCUGUGAAAGAGUAUUCCGGG